AUGCAAGACGUUUCCCCAAGUUAUACCUGCCAGGUUUGCCUGCUUCCAGCGCCCGGAUAUCAUUUCAGCGUGAUCAGCUGCCGAGCUUGCGCCGCAUUUUUCCGGCGAGCUGCCGUUCUACAAAUUACGUAUGUGUGCCAAUCGAAAAAGGCUUGUGAUGUCACCAAAAAGAACCGCUUCAGCUGCCGGAGUUGUCGAUAUCAGAAAUGUUGGGAUUUGGGGAUGCGGCCUUCCAUGAUAAAACAAAUGAAAAAUGGGGACGAAGAUGAAGAGGAAUCAGCGCCAAGGUUAAAGAAAAAGCGGAAGAAUACAAAGGAUGCCCUGCCGGAUUUGGCAGGCAUCCCAGGGCCGAGCGGCGAAAAUUCGGAAUCAGCCACUACUGCUCCGGCCGCCGAAUCUGAGCUAAAGGCAGAAUCAAUUGACGGUCACCAGGAGCCGGCAGCUGUGGUCCAAAAAAUGAGUGAUGAGCAGCAGCAGCUAAAGGAUAGGGUUGAUCAAAUGUUUUUGUCAAUGGUACCACUACCGAGACGAACGAUAGCUGUCCGGCUAUCAUUAAUGCAGCGGGCGCUGUUGGCUUUUGACGAGCAUAUCAAGAAAUGGCCAAUGUGUACGCCGGAAAACGUAAAACCUGGAGAACCAUUCACUAUAGCCGAGAUUAUGGGCAACGCUUGGGAAGAGCUCGAAAAUGUCGCCGUUUUCUGCAUGAGCAUGGAGGAAUUUGCAAAGUUGGAGAGGGAACAGAAGUGGGUGCUUUUCAAGCGCUUCUGGAAGCUGUUCACGAUGUUGGAGCGGUUCAGGACAACGAUGCAUUGUUUUGACGAUCCGCCCGAUACGCGAAUGCUGCUCUACGAUGGAACGUAUUAUGAUUUCGAAGAUCAAAGAAUUUGGACGAGGAGGUCGUCGAAUUUGAAGAAAAUUAUAGAUUUCGCCGCUCCAAUGAUCGAGCAGCAGUUGUACGAGAUUAUCGGACUGCUUCGUCGAACGGCCCCCACCGAUUUCGAGCUCAUUUUUUGCGCCCUGCAUAUUUUGUGGAACACCAGUGACUCGACAAAUCUGACAAAAGCGACGCUAAAAAGUGCGGAGGCUGCAAGAAAAACAUUGUCAACAGAAAUCCAUGAGUAUUAUACUACUGAGCUAAAUCGCCCAAAUUACGCGGCUCGGCUGAUGAAGGUGAUGAAGAUUGUGGCUGUUUUUGAUGAGGCAGCUCGUACUCACGCCGAGGCUCGCAUCGCUUUUCGGACAUUCGAAUUUUUGCCCAAAGAAUAUUUGACGACGGAUUUUUAUGAA
Molecule: messenger RNA, 1287 nt
Organism: Mesorhabditis spiculigera
Lineage: Eukaryota; Metazoa; Nematoda; Chromadorea; Rhabditida; Rhabditidae
Source: the annotation of a GenBank genome assembly